Hippocampus zosterae (dwarf seahorse) is the source of this 5209-nucleotide messenger RNA. RefSeq names its product junctional adhesion molecule 3B-like. The record is from RefSeq and is a predicted model, not a curated record. The transcript is spliced from 9 exons. Gene Ontology annotation, biological process: cell adhesion; angiogenesis. Lineage: Eukaryota; Metazoa; Chordata; Actinopteri; Syngnathiformes; Syngnathidae. Gene Ontology annotation, molecular function: protein heterodimerization activity; protein homodimerization activity. Bases 44 to 1021 code for a protein of 325 amino acids.
CUCUCUCUCUCUCUCUCUCUCUCUCUCUCUCUCUGUCAAUCCGAUGCCAAAGCUGUUUAGGCUACUUUGCGCAUGUACUGCCGGGCAAAACGAGCAUAGCAUCGACUCCAAGAUGGCGAAAGCACGUCUGGUUUACCUCCUGACUCUCCUCUCAACUCACUGCUACUUCAGCGUGUUGGCAGUUGUACUGAGGACAGACAACAACUCACCGUGGACAGAUGAGUUUGACAGAAUUGAAUUAUCAUGUUUGAUCGACUCGAUUUCCACAAACAAUCCGAGAAUUGAGUGGAAAAAGAUUAAAGCGGAGGGGCCAAGCUAUGUGUACUUCAACCAGAAAGUUUCAGGUGACUUGGAGAACCGAGCGGCGAUCAGAGAACCGGCCACAUUAGUGAUCACCAACGCAACUCGUUUGGAUACGGCAAAAUAUCGCUGUGAGGUCACGGCUGCUGAUGACCUGAAGUCCUUUGAUGAGAUUGUGAUUGACCUUGUUGUUCGAGUAAAGCCCGUUGUUCCAAAAUGCAACAUCCCCAAAUCGGUGCCCUUUGGGAAGUCAGCCGAACUGAGUUGUUUGGAGGAAGAGGGUUUCCCCAAGUCUCAGUACCAGUGGUUCAAGAACAAAGAAGAAAUUCCUGAUGACCCAAAGAGCAGCAUGAAGUUCUUCAACUCGUCAUACACUCUCAACUCAGAAACAGGAAUUCUGAAGUUCACCUCCGUCAGAAAAGAAGAUGCUGGCGAGUACUACUGCCGAGCUAAAAACGAUGCAGGAUAUGCUGAGUGUGCGCCGCAGAAGAUGGAAGUCUAUGAUAUUGAUGUUGUGGGGAUUGUAAUGGGAGUGGUGGUGGUGGUUGUGGUACUUAUAUGUAUAUCAGCCGGGAUCUGCUGCGCAUAUAAGCGAGGUUACUUCGCAAGUCAAAAGCAGGCAGGGAACAACUACAAAGUUCCAGCAAAAGGAGAUGGGGUGGACUAUGUCAGGACGGAGGAUGAGGGAGACUUUCGACAUAAGUCGUCAUUUGUGAUCUGAGCGUGAAGCAAGAAUGACAGUGGGGAAAGUGCCAAGUGAAACGAGUAACACGUGCGGCUGCCGUCCUCGCAGUCUCAAUCACGGAGCCGCCAACGGUUCAUGCUCUGAGCUCUCCAACUUUUUCACGUUUGCCAAAGGUGACAAGAUUUCAAAAGGACAACAGAAAAAAAAACUUACCAUCUUGAGUUCACAGGGAACUGUUUUCUUCAAUUGCUGUACUAAACCGUGGACUUGAACGUUAUUUUCCAAACUCAAAUCCACUUGGAUGAAAUAUUUGACGACACGUAGUCCCACCAAAAUCAGUCAAACAUGACACAUUUCUACAUGAUGCUUCACGCUGUGUCAUUUGUAAUAACAUUUGUUUUCUACUGUUGAAAUUUGUCAGACUAUUUUUGAUGGGAUAUAUUUUAAAUGCCUAUAGAUAAAGGUUUACUUUUUUAAAUAUUUGUAAAAUACUAACUGUGCUGUUUUUUUUAUUGUAAUUAUUUGGUUGUGGGUUUAAAAUAUCUGCCAUUGGCCGGUAACCAGUUCAGGGUGUACCACGCCUGCUGCCCGAAAACAGCUGGGAUAGGCUCCAGCACGCCCCGCAACCAUCAUUGGGGAUAAAGCGGAUUAGAAAAUGAAUGGCUGGGUUUAAAUGUGUUACUUUCACCACUUUUGCAUUCAACCUGUCAGCAUUUAUACCUUUGCCACCGGAAAGAAAGAACGACGAUCAAAGCAGCUUUCCGUCAGCAUAUCAACAUGUGGUUCAUGAUCAGCGGUCUUGCGUCUCGAACUCUCACCGCUGGGAUCACCCGGGUGCUGUUUGUCAAAAAGCAACCAAAAAAAACUCUGUUUUGUUUGUAGUCUUAGAAAGAGGUUUUGAAGAGUGCCAGUCAAAUGCUGUGAAACACUGUUACACAAUCAGCGCUGCGUUUUCUUUUCUUUUUUUUUAAGUGUCCUUCUCAGCUUGCUGUUCCAUUUUUGUAUAUAUUGAAUUUACUGUCCUGUUAGCUGUAAUACAUAACGUACGUUCGGUAUUACAUUAUCAGAAGAAAAAGGUGGACAGGGUGUGUGAGUUAGCCUUUUAGAGCCCUCUCCCCUUAAAAAAAAAAGUGCUGUAAUACUUUGUUUUGACAAUAGAAAUGCAAUCAACAAUCUGCGAGAGUCUGCGACCUUUACCUGCUUCUUUAAUUGACGGUUAAAGCCUGUCAUCAACAAAGCCUUACAUAACACAAGGUACUGCAACCGCAUCAUCCGAGAAUUGUAUCAAGUACAAUGAAACCUUCCAAAGUACAGUAAAUAUCAUUAAUAAUAAUAAAUACAAUAUAAUGUUGAGUGAAUUUGUACAAAGACCCACCAUAAUUAAACCUUACUCAUGCUACGCUCAAUGUUCAAAAUCACAUUUUAAACGAAUAGCUGUUAUGUAGGUAUAAAGAGAAAUGAAUUACUGCAAAACAAAUCCACACACCCUUUGGAUCAUCAUAGAGAGAACAGGAAGGUAUUUGCCGAGGGAUACUGUGACCUUGUGGCGUUUUAUUGGCACUGCUGGAAUUAAUAAAGUACCGUAAUGUUUGUGACUGCCUGCAGGCAGCGUAGCAGCGUAGCUUAAGCUUUUGUCUCAUCGGUAUGUACACUUUCAAAUUGAGGAUAGGCUAAGACGAGAUAUCACCAGGCUCGCUUUGACAUACAGGUCAAACUCUUGUGCCAGUCCACUUGAGACCUCCUCCCUGGCCAGAAUCAGCAGUGUUCAAUUAUCAGACUUCUGUGCUCAUCAGAAACUGCCGAUAACAUACACCAUGUUCAAACAAAAGUAUCCAGGUGUGCAUUAAUGUGUAGGUACUUAGCGGCAGGGUGGGACAGAGGCUGCAUUUUGAUGGCAUGAGCUGUCAACUUUUUGACUGGAGCUGUGGCCUUAAGGUAGCCGUUGCCUGUUGUGUCCACAAUCUCUGAACCCAUUGGCGGACACUGGAGGAGACAAUGAGUCUUUUCAAGCCUUUUUGGCCUGUGGAACUUGGAGGCAACUGCUUUGGUGGUCUCUCAGGCAAGAACUCAAGCGUAGGAGAACCCUUAUAUGGUCUCUGUAAACCCUUAUGACAGGUGUCAGAGUUUGGUCUGCAUUGUCAGCUGCCCUUUUGUCACCAAUCCUGUUUAUAACCUUUUCUAGGCACAGCCGAGACAUGGAGGAGUCCCAGUUUCGUGAGCUGAGAAAUAUGUCUCUGUUUUUUUGCAGAGGAUGUGAUUCUUUUGGCUUCCUCAAACCACCUUCUUUAUCUCUCACUGGAGUAUUUCGCAGCCGUCUGUGAAUCGGUUGGGAUGAGAAUCAUCACCUCCAAAUAAAAGACCGGGUCUUGCAAGAAAAUGGUUAGAGUGCCCCUCCAGGUCGGGGAUGAAAAAAAAAUGAAACAAGUGGACAAAAUGAGUUUCCUCCUCACGGUGUCCGGGUUCCCCCUUAGAGAAGCAAUUGUCGUCCGGAAUGGGCUCAGAGUAAAGCUGCCACCCUUCCUUAUCAAGAGCUGCCAGAUGAAGUGGUCUGGGCAAGUGGGUAGGAUGCACACCUUUUUGGUGAGGUGGUCUGAAGAUGUCUCACUGGGAGAAUCCCGGGGACGACCCAGGACAUGCUGGCCUGAGAAGUCCUCGGGAUACCCUGGAAGAGUUGGAUGAAGUGGCUAGGGAGAAGAAAACUAGGAUUCUUCGUGGGCAUUUAUUUAACUUUUAAGCUUCGAUUGUUUACUUUAGUUCCAUCACUAUCAAAUAUGUGUGUUAUUCGCAUGAAACCUGAUCCAUUCAUUUUUAUUACUUUAUUUUCCCCAUGCUUUUUCAAUUUACAAAUUAAAUCUCAUUUAACACGUCAUCGAUUGAUUUGCAAAUGAUGUGGGGAGCACCGAGGAAUAUCAUUUUAGAUGUUCUAUUCAUUACUCGUAGGGCUCUGGAAGGUUAACAAUUCUACUUAUUGUAUGUCCCAGUAGGCACUUUGUGUUGUUUGAUAUCUGUUAAGGUAAUGGAAAAAGAAGAUCCGAUUAAAAAGACGACAUGAAACUCUUUCCGUUGACAGUAUAUGACUGAUAAAGUUCAACAUAAACCCAUCACAUUCACAGCAUGUUGACAGUAAAAUGUUCCACCGCGUCUCCACACCGAGCUUUGUCACUCCUUUUUAUUUUUUUAACCGCUGAGCAAUUCACUUUCAUGAAGUCAUUUUUCUUGUUUUACUUUAAAACACAACAAUCCCAUAAUCCUUCAUGAUCAUGGUUGCCUGUGAAUGUGUAGGAAAUGUUCUUCAAAUAUCGAUUAUGGUACGGAAGAUCUGCCAAAGCAUUUGCACAUUGGAAUUUGUUCAUACCGCUUUGUUAAAAUAUUAAGCUUUGCCAACCACAAUGAGUUUACCGCAAACUCUUUUGAGAACCGCUAAUGGAUUCACACUGAAGUAAAGGAGUCGCAAGGCUUCUCCCUUCAUUUCUACAAAUUUCAUUCCUCCCAAGUGCCUUCUACCAUUAAAAUAGAUCUGUUUCUCUCACCUGCUUGUUAUUCUGCCCGAGGUUUCAUAUUGUUCACGCAGUUAUCCACAAGCCUGGCGUUUGAGAGGAAUGAUGUCACCACAGAUUUCUGCUUGUCCAGUGUUCCAUAUCUGCAAAUUUGUAUAUAUUUUUUUCCGUAGAUUACAAUAGACAGAAAUAUAUUACUGUAGUGCCUAAAUCUAGUGAAAAAUAUUUUUGGUAAGGACACACAGUAUUAGGAAAAAGGAUAGGAUUUCAGCUGUGGUUUGUGAAAACAACUCUUUUAUUGCCAUAAUUUUGCAAAUAGAGCUCUUUAACCCUUUGAGGGACGGCGGUUACUACAGUGGAUGGCUUUUCAUGUUAUCAGGUUACAGGUUAUCAUUAUUGGUGCAUGAAAUGGUUUAUUCUGCAUUUAACAAACCAUAAGACAUGUCAGCGUGAAACGGCAAAUCACGUACGACAGUUACAUGUUGUUUUACACACAAGCCAACCAUGGUAAAGGUUCUGUCAUCACGGUGUUACUGUUGUUUUUCUAUAUUCAAGGGCAAUCUAAACUGAGCUGUCAUGCAGCACUUUGUUUUUUCACUCAAUACCAUGACAUAAAUGCUGUCAUCUAAACUCUCACAACUUUGAGGGCUUGAUAGGGCUGCAGGGGGAAUUUGUCCAUUCUAGUACCACUCUAUUUGUGAUGAAUAAAACUCACUUAUAAUGCUAA